Messenger RNA from Perognathus longimembris pacificus (Pacific pocket mouse), 1134 nucleotides. RefSeq names its product calcium binding protein, spermatid associated 1 (gene Cabs1). Gene Ontology annotation, molecular function: calcium ion binding. The transcript has a single exon. NCBI's taxonomy places the organism in Eukaryota, Metazoa, Chordata, Mammalia, Rodentia, Heteromyidae. Gene Ontology annotation, biological process: spermatogenesis. The annotation marks the transcript as partial. The record is from RefSeq and is a predicted model, not a curated record.
AGGAUGUAUUCUCACCCACCACGAGAAAGCAGUAAAACACCAACUGAAGCAACCAUAUUCUUUGGGGCUGACAACACCGUUGCUAGACCAGAAGCAACCAUUACUUCAGAAGGAGACCAUGUUACAUCCAUAAACGACUACACAGUAGAAAGUGAUUUUUCAACAGGCAACAAAAUUCCCUGUACAAAGGAAAAACUGAAAUCAGAAGAUGAUGUUGAGACCCACAUUAAGCCAACAACUUAUCCGGAGAAUGAAAUUACCACUCUGACCAGCACUCUGACGAAGGAAUCUGUUACUCAAAGUUUUAUUCCAGUGAAAAUUGGAAGUAUUUCACCCCCAGUUGGUAUUGUUUCUUUAAUAGAUUUUCCCACCAACAUGGAAAAGGAUGAUAUCCUCUUGGAUGCCAUUGACAUGCGGGAUGAAGAGAUCACACUGACUGAUGAAAUCUCUGGUUCACUGGAGGAUGAUACUGCCAGUGUUGCUGACAGCCCUGCUUUUCCAGAUGAACUGGGUGAAAUGGAUGCUAAUGAACAUAACUCCUCCAUCAAAUCUAAUGUUUCUGAUGAUGAGGCUGUCCACACUGGUUCCUCUUCUCCUGAGGCUGAAAUGUCUCCCGAUACUAAGGAAUCCACCACCAUUUCAGAUAUGAAUACCCUUGCCAAAGACGAUGGAACUGAAGUCGACCUAACUGCUUCAGAGGAUGAUCACAAAGCUGUGCCUGAAUGCACUGACUCUGGUGAGGAAAAGUUUAUCACUGUGUUUGAACUCACUUCUGAGAAAGACAAUCAAGAAGAGGCUCUAACUGAUGACGAGUCUACAGAUGGUGUCAAUGUUUGGAUGGAGAAUCCUCCUACAAAUGAAAGAGAGACCUAUUCCAUUUUGCUUACUGCUGUGGAAUCCAGAUAUGACUUCAUUGUCCCUCCAUUGGCAGCUGUGAACUUUGAGGAAGAAUCAGCCACCAACCCAGCAGAAGAUUUGUGUGAAAAUGAUCCAACAGAAUCUGAGUCUGUGGUCAUUGAAACACUCUCUGGAACUACCCCUGCAUUAGACACUGAAGACACAGAAGACACCUCUACAGCUGAAACCGGUAUCUUUAAACUCCUGAAGGAAGAUCCAGAUGAGUUCCUGAUUUAA